CACACACACACACACAUACACUCAGUAAAAAAAACAAAAAAAAAACAAAGAAAGGAGAUGUUGGAAUUAAGGUUGGUGCAAGGGAGUGUGAUAAAGAAAGUAAUGGAAUCAAUAAAAGAUCUGGUCAACGACGCAAACUUUGACUGUUCAUCAACUGGGUUUUCCUUGCAAGCAAUGGAUUCAAGCCACGUGGCGUUGGUAUCACUCCUGUUAAGAUCAGAAGGGUUUGAGCAUUACAGAUGUGACAGGAAUCUUUCAAUCGGGAUGAAUAUGGGAAACAUGGCAAAAAUGUUGAAAUGUGCUGGAAAUGAUGAUAUUGUUACUAUUAAAGCUGAUGACGGCGGUGAUUCUGUCACUUUCAUGUUUGAAUCCCCCAAUCAAGACAAGAUUGCUGAUUUUGAGAUGAAGCUGAUGGACAUUGAUAGUGAGCAUCUUGGGAUACCUGAAUCGGAGUAUGAAGCCAUUGUUCGGAUGCCGUCGACUGAGUUUGCAAGAAUCUGCAAAGAUCUUAGCACUAUUGGAGACACUGUUGUGAUAUCUAUUACAAAGGAAGGUGUCAAGUUUUCAACUAAAGGUGACAUUGGGACUGCAAAUAUUGUGUGUCGACAACACACUUCUGUUGACAAUCCAGAAGAUGCUACAAUCAUUGAAAUGGAGACACCGGUUUCCUUGACAUUUGCACUGAGGUACAUGAAUUCCUUCACUAAGGCGACCCCAUUGGCGAGCCAAGUGACAGUGAGCUUGUCUUCUGAACUGCCGGUUGUGGUUGAAUACAAGAUUGCAGAAAUGGGCUAUCUGAGGUUCUAUUUGGCUCCAAAGAUAGAAGAAGAUGAGGAGAUGGGAGGUCAACAAGCUCAACCAGCUGCUGAACCCACGAAACCACCUGAGAAAAAGGCCAAAGUCGAACCUGAAACUAAUGGAGAGGCUCCCAAACGUCGUGUUAUGAAGAUUGACCUUGAUGAGGAAGAAGAGGAAAUGAAGCCAACGAUUGCAGCCAAUGGUCAAACUGCAGACUAUGUUGAAGUUGUUGGUUCCAAGCCUGGUACGGGAAUUGUUAAGCCCAAGGAAGAGAUUAUUGGUGACGAAGAUGUGAAGCUUAGCAUCGAAAAAGAAACUAAUGGCGAAGCUGAAGUAAUGGAUGUUGAGUAGAGCUUGUUUGCAAAGUAGUUAUUAGCUUUAUGAACUUGGGGUUAAUUUUUCUUAAUGCCAGAUGAGAGCAUAUCUGUAAACCCUUGCUGUGUGUUUUAUGAGCUAGUUUUCUCUAAAUUCUGGUA
Molecule: messenger RNA, 1274 nt
Organism: Erigeron canadensis
Lineage: Eukaryota; Viridiplantae; Streptophyta; Magnoliopsida; Asterales; Asteraceae
Product: proliferating cell nuclear antigen-like
Exons: 4
Coding region: 58-1149 (363 amino acids)
Biological process (GO): translesion synthesis; regulation of DNA replication; mismatch repair
Cellular component (GO): PCNA complex
Molecular function (GO): DNA polymerase processivity factor activity; DNA binding
Source: RefSeq, a predicted model, not a curated record